CCUCGAACCUUACCAAACAGCUUAGCCGAAAAUUGCAAAGAGGAGGAAAAAAACACAAACAAAACCAAAUUAAUUCAAAGAAUAAGGCGCUACUGGAUUGUAUGGUCUGAAACAAAUUAAUUUAACAAUGGCCGCGCGGAUAGGACUCGGACCUGUAACAGCUCACCGAGCGGCCAUGGCUCCUCCUUCUCUUUCUCUCUAUUCCUUCUCAUCUCUUCAUCCCACUCCUAACAUCAUCUUCUUCAGUAGGAGAAAACAUGUUGGACCCGACCAAUUCCGAACUCAACACCGAUCCUUUAUUACUCUUCCUCCGCUCAGAGUUUCUGCAGCAGCAUCUAUACAAGAAGAAGCAUCUCCAGCCUCUCCUGAUACAUAUGGGGGUGUGGAAAAUUUGGUAAUUAUAGGUUCUGGUCCAGCUGGAUAUACUGCUGGGAUUUAUGCAGCUCGUGCCAAUUUGAAACCUGUUGUGUUUGAAGGGUAUCAAGUCGGGGGUGUUCCUGGUGGACAGUUGAUGACUACCACUGAAGUCGAGAAUUUUCCCGGGUUUCCUGAUGGAAUUACUGGUCCAGAUUUGAUGGAUAAGAUGCGCAAACAAGCCGAGCGUUGGGGGGCUGUGCUUUUCCAAGAAGAUGUGGAAUUUAUUGAUGUGAAGACACGGCCGUUUACUAUAAGGAGUACUGACCGCAAGGUCAAGAGUCACAGUGUUAUUAUAGCCACUGGGGCUACAGCUAAAAGGCUCAAUUUACCUCGGGAAGAUGAGUUUUGGAGUAGAGGAAUCAGUGCUUGUGCAAUAUGUGAUGGGGCGUCACCACUUUUCAAAGGGCAAGUUCUUGCUGUAGUUGGAGGAGGAGAUACAGCUACAGAGGAGGCAUUAUAUCUAACGAAAUAUGCUCGGCAUGUGCAUUUACUCGUACGUAGAGACCAGUUGCGGGCAUCAAAAGCAAUGCAAGAUAGAGUUAUCAACAAUCCAAAUGUUACAGUGCACUUCAAUACAGAGACAGUGGAUGUCGUCAGCAACAGCAAAGGGCAGAUGUCCGGUGUCUUAAUUAGAAAUAUUGAUUCUGGGGAGGAAUCAGUACUUGAGGUAAAGGGCUUAUUUUAUGGUAUAGGCCAUACUCCAAACAGCGAGUUGUUGGCGGGCCAAAUUGAACUUGAUAGUUCAGGCUAUGUGUUAGUCAAGGAGGGGACUGCAGAAACUUCUGUCCAAGGUGUAUUUGCAGCUGGAGAUGUACAGGAUCAUGAAUGGAGGCAAGCCAUAACUGCAGCUGGAACAGGAUGUGUAGCUGCUUUAUCUGUUGAGAGAUAUCUUGCAAGCAAUAAUCUCCUUAUUGAGUUUCACCAGCCCAAAACUGAAGAGGUUAAGAAAGACCCGACUGACAGGGAUGUACAGGAGCGGUUUGACAUCUCCCUUACAAAGCACAAGGGACAGUACGCACUACGGAAGUUGUAUCACGAAAGUCCAAGGCUCAUAUGUGUGUUGUAUACUUCGCCAACAUGUGGUCCAUGUAGGACCUUGAAGCCAAUUUUAAGCAAGGUGAUAGAUGAGUUUGAUCAGAAUGUUCAUUUUGUUGAAAUUGAUAUUGAGGAAGAUCAAGAGGUAGCAGAGGCAGCAGGGAUUAUGGGCACACCGUGUGUACAAUUUUUCAAAAAUAAGGAUAUGAUCAGGAAUGUAUCAGGUGUGAAAAUGAAAAGAGAGUACAGAGAAUUCAUUGAGGCUAACAAAUAAGUUAGCUUCCCCCUUGAGAUAAUCUCAGUAUCAUAAAAAGUGCGCAGAGUACUCAUUCAAGUAGUUUCGGGGUUCACUCCAUAUCCUACCAUCAAAGCAAAGCUACUGAAAUGAUGCCCGUUUUGUUGUUGUAAUUUUGUGAUGAGGCACCCCACUGUUAUGCAAUUUACAGGCAUUAAUUGAACCAUUUUCAUUCUUAAUCUCAUUACCCAUAUUGCGUACCAUGGAUCCCAAUUAAGGAACUACAAUCAGUGAUUUUGGUGAAGAUAAUCUCGAUCUCUAUUGUCCGCUGCAUUACAUGCGGAAACUAUAUAAGUAGUGCUCUGCCUCCGAGACAUAUAAUGUAAAUGUGUUCUUUACAAAAAUAAAAUAGAUUGCG
This is a messenger RNA of Papaver somniferum (opium poppy), 2105 nucleotides long. Its product is annotated as thioredoxin reductase NTRC-like. The coding region runs from base 128 to 1726 and encodes 532 amino acids. Gene Ontology annotation, cellular component: cytoplasm. The transcript has 10 exons. Gene Ontology annotation, biological process: removal of superoxide radicals. The record is from RefSeq and is a predicted model, not a curated record. Lineage: Eukaryota; Viridiplantae; Streptophyta; Magnoliopsida; Ranunculales; Papaveraceae. Gene Ontology annotation, molecular function: thioredoxin-disulfide reductase (NADPH) activity.